ACAUCGAAAACAGUUCAAGUUUGUUCUUCUUAUAAAACUGAAGCCUAUCGUUCAUCACAACACAAAAAUCUACUUUUUAAAUAUUUAAAAAAUGGCAAACAAUUACCGUUCAAUGUUGCUGUUAGUCUGUCUCACGUUUUUGGUGAUUGUUUCAUCUCCACAAAAUGGAGCACAAGCCGACAAGCUUAUCGGCAGCUGUGUAUGGGGCGCUGUUAACUACACAUCAAACUGCAACGCUGAAUGUAAAAGACGUGGAUUCAAAGGAGGACAUUGUGGAAGCUUUGCUAAUGUCAAUUGUUGGUGUGAAACAUAAAAUUGUUCAAUGAAAUCAAGAUGACGGAAUAUAUCCUCAACAUAGGUAGAUACUCACCAAGGAUUAACAAUAAACAUCACAUCUCAAUAGCAGACUAGAAGUAUUCAUUUCAACACUAGCAGACUGGAAGUAUUCAUUUCAAUAAAUAGAAUUUUUU
Molecule: messenger RNA, 470 nt
Organism: Chrysoperla carnea
Lineage: Eukaryota; Metazoa; Arthropoda; Insecta; Neuroptera; Chrysopidae
Product: defensin ARD1
Exons: 1
Coding region: 92-313 (73 amino acids)
Biological process (GO): defense response
Source: RefSeq, a predicted model, not a curated record